CCAUUUUACUCGAUUAAAUUUUAGAACAACGACUACUUUCGGUUUCAAUUUUGCUGACAAGCAACAGAAACAUGGCAUUUGCAGAUUCCGAUUGGAGGAUUCUCCCAUUUAAAUCAAAAUCUUCUACAAAAGGUAAAGCAACUAGAAAGAGAAUCGAACUAAAUUUACAAAAUAAUGACUACUUUCCCCCUGAAGGACACUGUUGCAUAAAACUAAAGUCUAAUGACAGUGAAUCCACUUUCCUAUAUUUUGGUGGUGCUCGUAGAGUUCAGGAAACCGAAUGGAAAUUUGGACACGAUUUAUUUCAUAUGACAUUCAACCAUGACCCUGAUGAUGCGUAUAUCAGCAGUAUACAGCGAUUCGAUAACAUAAUGGGGGCCCAUUUUCUAAGCUUACAGUCUGCUAGUGCAUGGUAUGACACACGCACCGUUUUUGUAUGGGGUGGAUUAAAUACAGACACAUUUGAAACCAGCAAUGAACUUAUCAAGUUGGAUUUUAUUAGGAACAAAUAUCAGUGUACAAUUUGUCAACCUGCCGGAAAAACUUCAUUAAGUAAAUUAGUACAGAAUGGAGAUAUACCAGUUGGCAGAACUGGACAUACCGUUACACAGUUGAGUGAAAAUGUUAUAGUGAUGCAUGGCGGAUUAUCUCUUCCCAACCGACAUAAACCUGGUCUUGCCAGUCCGUUUUCUCAAGUUUGCAACGACGGUUCAUUCUAUGAGUUUGAUUCAAGAACACUCCGCUGGACAAAAAUCAGAGAUAUUCCGGAUGUAAUGCCUAGAGCCUACCAUACUGCCAACAUUGCUACAAUUUCAGGGACACGAUGUGUGAUCAUAAUAGGAGGUGUGUCAUUCAAAGGGGUAGAGUCUUCACCGUCGGAAAGACUAAGACUUCCAUUAAGUGAACUUGUCAUAUUGAAACUUCAUGGUGUAGCUGAGCGUAGAUACAGUCUAGAUAAGAUAUCUGCUUCAAUUCCAGAAGACAUAUUUAUUUCGUAUCAAAGUGUCGUUUCAUUUAAUAACAUACUCUAUAUCACAGGUGGGUUUGUUCAAAAGGAAGCAGAGAUUACGGAUCCCCCAACAGCCAGCAACAAAUUAUAUGCUAUUGACUUACAGUCGUUGAGUAUUGAGAGUACAGAGUUAGAUAUUAUGUACUGUACUGCUGGGAAUUCAAGUUUUACUUUGUCAGAUGACUGCAUUAUGGUUGUUGGAGGAGUUCUUGAGACAAUAUUUGCAUAUACAACCAAACCAUUGAGACCUAGCCCAUGUGACUUAAAUGAUGAAUGUUGUAUAUCUGACUCUCCAGAAAUUUCACCUAUAGCAUGGGUUCAGUGUGAAAGCAAAUGUAAACGAUGGUUACACCAGUUUUGUGUUGGUCUCCUGGAAAAAGGUGUCCCUAAAGGGAAAUAUGUAUGCUCUACUUGCAAAAGUCAAGGUAGAAAAAGGAAAUCAUUGAAAUAG
Molecule: messenger RNA, 1460 nt
Organism: Ruditapes philippinarum (Manila clam)
Lineage: Eukaryota; Metazoa; Mollusca; Bivalvia; Venerida; Veneridae
Exons: 2
Coding region: 72-1460 (462 amino acids)
Molecular function (GO): protein binding
Source: RefSeq, a predicted model, not a curated record